ACUAAGAAGAUAAGACCAAACCUGUGAAGAAGAUACUUUUCUGGUCAGGGUUUUUGGGUAUAUUCUUUCUCUCUCUAAAAAUGGCAGUUUUGUUCUCUCUCUACCCUCUCAAUAGGAUCCCUCACUCUUCUUCUUCUUCUUCUUUGGGUGUCUAUGGGUCGCACUUGACCGUACAACCUCUAUCAAAUUUGGCCUCACAUUCCCACUCUCAGAGGUUCGUGGUGCUAUCGACGCACUCCAACCAUAAGAUUCUCAAGCCCAACCGGAGGUCGCGGUACGGCCAGGCGCUCUCGCCCUUUGAUAGCGAUGACGAGGAAGCUGAUGAAGAGGACGAAGAGGAUGAUGAUGACGAGGUGGAGGAUGAUGGGUCUUCGCCCAAUGAUGACUUUGCAGAAACUUCUGAGUUUGAUGUUAAUGGAAAGAGAUUUAAGUCCCAGAACAGACAUAAAACAAGAAAAGGUGAGCAGAGACAACCAGAAAAAGGCUGGGGCAUCAGAUCAUCCAAGUUUGGAGAAAGCCUCAAAGUUGACGAAGACCAAGUGGAUGUGAAAAAUGGCAAGAACAUUCUAGGGACGAGUAAAAUGGAGAAAGUCAGAUCCUUAGAUAUGAAUGGCAGAGGAAAGCUGGUGACAAGGAAAGCCAUGGAGAAAAAAUAUCCUCGGCUAUUUGAAGAAAUAGAUUUGGAUCUAAAGUGGCUCCCCCUUCUUGAUUACUUGAGCACGUUUGGCCUUAAGGAAUCACAUUUUAUUCAAAUGUAUGAGAGGCACAUGCCUUCCCUUCAAAUCAAUGUAUGUUCUGCACAAGAAAGGUUGGAAUACUUGCUGAGUGUUGGGGUCAAAGAAACAGACGUGAGAAGAAUACUUUUGAGGCAGCCACAGAUUUUAGAGUAUACGGUGGAGAACAACUUGAAAUCCCAUGUUGCUUUCUUGAUGGGUUUGGGUAUUCCAAGUUCCAGAGUGGGGCAGAUAAUUUCAGCUGCUCCUUCCCUGUUUUCUUAUAGCGUUGAGAAUUCAUUGAAACCUACAGUUAGAUACUUGGUUGAGGAGGUCGGCAUUAAGGAAAAAGAUUUAGGUAAAGUCAUACAGCUUAGCCCCCAAAUACUGGUUCAGCGCAUCGACAUAUCAUGGAAUACUCGUUAUAUUUUUCUGUCAAAGGAAUUGGGAGCACCAAGAGAUAGUGUAGUUAAGAUGGUGAGAAAACAUCCUCAGCUCCUACAUUACAGUAUCGAUGAUGGAUUACUGCCUAGGAUCAAUUUCCUGAGGGGUAUUGGGAUGCAUAAUUCUGACAUCUUGAAAGUUUUAACCAGCCUUACACAGGUUUUAUCUUUGUCAUUGGAGGAGAAUCUAAAGCCUAAGUACACGUACUUGAUCAAUGAACUUAAUAAUGAGGUUCAUUCCUUGACAAAAUAUCCUAUGUACUUAAGUUUAUCUUUGGAUCAGAGAAUUCGUCCUCGCCAUAGGUUCUUGGUUUCCCUAAAAAAAGCUCCAAAGGGGCCGUUUCCUCUUAGUUCACUGGUUCCGACCGACGAGUGCUUUUGUCAGCAGUGGGCUGGAACCAGUUUAGAUAAAUAUUUGGCGUUUCGGCAGACACUACUACUCAAGGAGUUUGCAAAGAAAUAUGGAAAGAAAGGAUAACACGCUGCCCUCAAGCGUGUCUUAGGCUUAUGAUACAAGUAAUUGAGGAGCUGUCUCUUAAUUAAAUGUUACUGAGUUUUUUGGUUGAUGCUCUGCACAUUUGAUCUUUAUAAGCCUCUAGUAAGCAAAUGCUAUACUGUUGGUUUCAUGACAUGGUAUAAGUGCUGUAAUCUGUGCGAAUCUGGUCUAGUUGCGUACAAAGUCGACGCAACACUUUUCAGCUGAUGAGGGUUAUUCGCAAAGUUCUGGUAAAGUCUACCUUAAGGUAAGUUGUUAAUCCUUGAACACUAAAGUAAAUGGAAAGAGAAUUUGCUUAUAGGAGAAUGCAGUUUACAAGGGACAGAGUGGAUAUAUGCUGGAGUUUGGAUCUGCCAUGGAUAGUUCCCAUGUAUGAAGUUUCUCACUGUAAAAGGUUUAUAUUAAUAGAUUGCAACAUUUUGCGUUUAUGCCUUUUUGCCAUUAAACGCUCUUCAAUUUUGGAGUGGGAUAAUACUUUUCUUUUUCCAUUAGCUGGUACACCUUUUUUCUUUCUUUCUUUUUUUCAUUGAAGCAGUAAUUUAAUAUGUUAUUCUAUGAUGCCGAACAAGAUGUGCUUUUGUUACCUGCACGGACCUCGAUAUGGGAGUGAUUAUUUCACGAGAUAUGCAAAAUAGAAAUUUAUUUCA
Molecule: messenger RNA, 2299 nt
Organism: Corylus avellana
Lineage: Eukaryota; Viridiplantae; Streptophyta; Magnoliopsida; Fagales; Betulaceae
Product: Mitochondrial transcription termination factor family protein
Biological process (GO): regulation of DNA-templated transcription; developmental process
Molecular function (GO): double-stranded DNA binding
Source: RefSeq, a predicted model, not a curated record